Kwoniella botswanensis is the source of this 888-nucleotide messenger RNA. RefSeq lists its product as uncharacterized. Lineage: Eukaryota; Fungi; Basidiomycota; Tremellomycetes; Tremellales; Cryptococcaceae. The coding region runs from base 1 to 888 and encodes 295 amino acids. The record is from RefSeq and is a predicted model, not a curated record. The transcript has 6 exons.
AUGCCAUCUUGUCGAAUAACAAACAACACAGCCCAUCCGCUCAACGUAUGUUUGAAGCAGGUUACAGCUUUACACUUUGAGAACAGUGUUCAGCCAGGACAGACCAUCAAACUCAAACCUGGGAAGGUAUGGUUCACCCUGGAGGCAUUAGUAGACGAUGGCACCAAAAAAUCACGCUACUCGAUACUGAAAUCAGCAGCCACCAUAGCAUUGCUAUCUAUAGCGGUUGGAGCUGUUGCAGCAACGGCUGGUGCCGCUUUGAUACCGGAAGCUAUCGCUUUGGAGGGUAUCGCAGCUGCUUCUGUCGCGGGAGGGUAUUUAGCAAAAGGAUUGACAGUUACGAAAGGUGCUUUGGUCACUAACUCGGGCACCAUAGCUAAGAUAUCCUCUAUGGCUUUACCUCGAGCUAUCGAUAAAUUAUCGGCGGAGCUAGGUGGUUUGUCAGCACUACAACGGGAAGUCGCUUCGAUCAUCGCGUCGCCUACCCUUUCAUCAGAUGUCCGUCAUCGAGCAGCCACUCUUCUUAGAUCGAUACAUCAUGCAUACAAGGAAGACAAAGCGAAGUCAUCUGGGGCAACAGAAGGACCCGCUACUGGGCAAAGCUCGAGACCUGAUAAGUCGCAAAGCGAAAAGGGAUACAAGAAGUCCAAGAGUAAGAUUGCCAACGACCCAAUAACACCUCUAAGUCCUAAUGAAGCGAGAAAAUUAGAUGAACAGAUUGAAAGCGAGGAGAUUGAUGAUUUAGUUGAAAACAGACCUAUAAGUUCUGGUGAGGUACUGCGUGUCCAUGGGAUAUAUAUGAAUAAGAGGAGGGAAUUCGAGAUAAGGACUGGGGAUAAUGGGAGAUUGAUAUUGUGGGAUUUGAAAGAGAAAGUCGUGGUCACUUGA